Morone saxatilis (striped sea-bass) is the source of this 1878-nucleotide messenger RNA. RefSeq names its product stathmin domain containing 1 (gene stmnd1). NCBI's taxonomy places the organism in Eukaryota, Metazoa, Chordata, Actinopteri, Moronidae. Gene Ontology annotation, cellular component: cytoplasm; neuron projection. Gene Ontology annotation, biological process: microtubule depolymerization; neuron projection development; regulation of microtubule polymerization or depolymerization. The record is from RefSeq and is a predicted model, not a curated record. Bases 369 to 1310 code for a protein of 313 amino acids. The transcript is spliced from 5 exons. Gene Ontology annotation, molecular function: tubulin binding.
CAUAAACCUGAACGGUUUAAGGUUAAACUCACCACAGUGUAAAGAGGAUAAAGAGGAGAAUCAGUGCAGGAACAUGAGGAUGUAAAGACGGUGUUUUGUAGGGUCCUGACCCGGUGGUCCUGACUCUGACACCCACAGCUUGUCCCUGGGUGUCACUUCUUAAACCGGGUCAGAUUUAUUGUAGCAACGGCCCUUAGCAACGCACCGGGUCCAUGGAGACUGUCUAUGUCUGUCUCUCUCUCUGUGUGUGAAGGAAUGCGAGGCUGCACGGGUCAAAUAACAGAGAGAAAACACACCGAGGUGUAAUUAAAGCUGACUAUCUAUGAGUUUUAUGGACUUAUUUCACACACCGCUGCAGUGAGGUGAAUAUGGGAUGCGGCAGCUCCACAAACACCGACGUGGUCCACCCGUUGAGACCGGAAGAGGUGAAUGGAGACGAGGAUGAGACAGCAAGUAAACUCGAUGGUCGUGGAGACUCGGCCGUGUCAAAGGGCACCACGGACAGCGGGGUGGUGAUGGAGAACAGAGAGAUCCCUGUGUUACCUGGAGCAGUGCCCAGAAAACUCCCUCCUCUAACAUGUGUCAGAGAAAGUGAGGCUGCACAGGACGGUUUACGCCCAAAGUCCAGUGAGAUCCUGGAGGAGCUGCUGAACCAGGGCAUCAUCCCAGUGGGACAGACCAGGGAGAGGGGCAGCGGGGCUGGAGAGGCCUACAGCAUCAUGCUGGAUGACAGGGAGGGGGUCAAGCGAAGACCUCCUGCAAGACUGGAGUCCCUUAAGGCCAGGAAGGAGCAAAGUCUCCCCAGCAAAGAAGAGAUUGAGGAGAAGAUAAGACUUGCUGAGGAGAGACGCAAGUUAAAGGAGGAUGAGCUCAAGACACGUUUGAGGAACAAGUCGGCCCGUGUGCGUGGCCCUGCCCCCACCUCCAGGACCGAGGAGGACGAGGCCCUCACCCUCGUGGAGCCGCUACAGUCCCCUCUCACCCUGGACCCCGUAGAUCCACCGCCUAGCAGCCAGAUCACACGCGAGGAGGCCGAGGGCGGAGAGCGGGUGAGAGAGGCUGGAGGUGACGGCAGGGAGAGUAGAGAUAAAAUGGGCAGAGCAGACAGGAGAGACGAAGGAGGAGAGAGCGGGGAGGACAGAGAGGACGGUGCAGGGAGAAUACGUGAGCAUAAUGAUGGGAAAGAGGAGGUGGAGGAGUUGACCCAGGUGGAGGAGCUCAAGAGGGAUCAGCUCUUCGCAGGCCUAGGGGAGCUAGAGAAUGAUUCUAGCUUUCAACGUGCAGAGGACGACAGAGAGGAAAUAUUUUAAAUGAGCCAUGAAUCAGCACUAAGAGAGGAAACAGAGAGACGGGGUGGGAGCCAAAAUAAUUCCUUUUGCACAAACAAGAGGCCUGUUGAAACUUGUUAAAAGAAACAUGUAAGGAAAUGUGUACAGUCUGUAUUGUUUGGGGUGAAAUGAACAGAUGUAUUGAGCUGUGAUUGGCCCUACAGUUAAAACUGUUAUAUAUAAUAUUUCCACUGCAGGGAGGCAUAUCAGGUGUUAUAUUUUAGUUUCGUAAUAAGCACAAAGGAAUAUGAGGAUUUUUCUUUCCAAUGCAAUAUCAUUUACCUCAGCAAUGCUUUAAUACACAUGACCAAGACUUAAAGUUCUUGCCAACAUACAAAAUUAAUUUAAAUAAGAUUUUUUGUUUUCACGUUUGCAUGUGCAGGGUGUAUUCUGUGCAGUUGUUCUGUUGGACAGAAGGUGGCGCUGUUUCAGUGUGUUAAAGUUUGUAGCACAGCUCCCUGAAGCCAGUGGCCCUCAUCCAUGGGAUAAGUUACAAUGAGGAGGUUUUGGCAGCAUGUUGAAGAAGUGCCUUGUGUGAAAAGACGUGUAC